CCGAUCCUUGAGGGUUGCUCUAAAUUCUCAAAUUUGCAUGUCUUGUGUGUGCAAGGAGAGGAUGUGCAAAUAUGCACAGCACUAUCUACGCCAGGGUUAAAGUUUCUAAUAUGACAGCAGGGCAAAGUCCAAAAGUAUUGAUCACAAGGUGUCUACCAGGUGUCUGCUAACAUCUCCUCAUUCGCAACAAUGGUUUCGACCAGAUCCACUUGCUUUCUCUCUUUCAUCUUAUUUUUUGCCCAUAUUGCAGCCGUGUCGGUAAGUAGCGUUCUGUCCACUGGGUUUUAAGAAAAAAUAAUUCUACAUAGUAUAAUUUAUUCAUUUUUCUGUUUAUUUAUUUCCUUUCAGAUUAAGCACUUUUCUGAAGAAAAAUUGAAAGAUGCCUACUUCUAUGAACAGAAGGAUAUUUCAGAAAUCAAUUUAGCUGCGGGUUUGGACCUCUUUCAGGGGGACAUCCUGUUGAAGAACUCCAGAAAUGGCCUGCGGGACCCCAGCACCAGAUGGAAGUUCCCCAUUCCUUACAUUCUGGCUGACAAUCUGGAACUGAAUGCUAAAGGAGCCAUUCUCUAUGCCUUUGAAAUGUUCCGCCUUAAGUCUUGUGUGGAUUUCAAGCCCUAUGAAGGAGAGAGCACAUAUAUCAUCUUUCAGCAGUUUGAUGGGUGCUGGUCUGAAGUUGGUGACCAACAUGUCGGACAGAACCUUUCCAUUGGCCUGGGCUGUGACUAUAAGGCCAUCGUAGAACAUGAGCUCCUGCACGCCCUGGGGUUUUACCAUGAACAGUCAAGGACUGACCGAGAUGAUUAUGUGAACAUUUGGUGGAAUGAAGUUCGUCCAGGUUUCGAACACAAUUUUAACGUUUAUGAUGACAAGUUCAUCACUGACCUCAACACACCCUAUGACUACGAGUCUGUAAUGCACUAUGCUCCUUUCUCAUUUAACAAGAAUGAAAGUGCUCCUACUAUCACGACCAAAAUCCCUGAGUUUAAUGCCAUCAUUGGGCAGCGUCUGGACUUCAGUGCUAUUGAUUUGGAGAGGCUGAAUCGAAUGUACAAUUGCACAUCAACUCAUACCUUUUUGGACCACUGUGCCUUUGAGAAGACAAAUAUCUGUGGAAUGAUUCAGGGUACGAGAGAUGAUGCUGACUGGGUCCACCAGGACAGCUCUCAGCCAGGACAAGAAGAUCACACCUUGACAGGACAUUGCUCAGGUGCCGGCUACGCCAUGUACUUCAACACCAGCUCAGGGAAAGUGGAAGAAGCAGCCCUGCUGGAGUCUCGGAUUCUUUACCCAAAGAGGAAGCAGCAGUGCCUGCAGUUUUUCUAUAAAAUGACAGGAAAUUCUUCAGAUAGACUCGUCGUCUGGGUCAGGAGGGAUGACGGCACGGGCAAUAUUCGUAAGCUGUUCAAGGUCAAGACCUUUCGAGGAGAUGAGGACAAAGACUGGAAAAUUGCACAUGUGACACUCAGAGAGGAAAAGAAGUUUCGCUACCUUUUCCAGGGCACAAAAGGUGAUCCACAGAACUCAGCUGGAGGAAUUUACCUAGAUGACAUCACCCUAACGGAAACCCCGUGUCCCACAGGGGUUUGGACAAUACGAAAUUUCUCCCAGGUCCUUCAGAACACGAUUAAAGGGAACGCACUCCAGAGCCCUCGAUUCUACAAUUCUGAGGGAUAUGCUUUUGGCUUGACAUUGUACCCGCAUGGCAGAGCCAACACCCCUGGCUCUGGAUAUACAGGGCUUGCUUUUCACCUGUGCAGUGGGGAGAAUGAUGCUAUCCUGGAGUGGCCAAUGGAACACAGGCAGGCGGUAAUGACAUUACUGGACCAGGAGCCCAAUGUCAUGAACAGAAUGUCCCCAAGCAUGGUGUUCACUACUUCGAAGCUCCAGACAGCUGCAGAUGGCUCCUAUAUCUGGGACAGGCCAUCCACUGUGGGAACGUUUGAUAAGGACUGUAAUUGUUAUAGAAGCAUCGAUUGGGGCUGGAGUAAUUUCAUCACCCACGAAAUGCUGAAAAGGAGGAGUUACCUUAAAAAUGAUGACCUCAUCCUUUUUGUGGACUUGGAAGAUAUCACCCACCUUAACAAGACUGAAGUUCCCGUUAAAAACACAAGGUUGACCCCUCAAGGACUCAUUCUCCAAGACCAAGAACAACAGACUUCAGGAAAUCCAGAAAACGCUGUGUUAGAGAAAGCCCUGUCAGGAAGCCUGGACCAAGGGCAGACCAGACGACAGAAGCGGUCAGUGGAGAACACAGGCCCCAUGGAAGACCACAAUUGGCCACAGUAUUUCAGAGACCCCUGUGAUCCCAACCCGUGUCAAAAUGAAGGCCUCUGUGUGAAUGUGAAGGGGAUGGCGAGUUGCAGGUGUGUCUCAGGCCACGCCUUCUUCUACACUGGGGAGCGCUGCCAGGCCAUGCAGGUGCACGGCACCAUUGUGGGCCUGGUGAUUGGAAGCACUGCUGGUGUGAUCUUCUUGACCUUCGCCAUCAUCUCCAUCAUCUCCAAAUCAAGGCAGUGAUGCACCUGCUGAUGACACAGGUGCCGCCUCCCCUCACCCAGUGCCCAUGCCCGGAGCUGUUGGGUGGUUUUAUUUACCUUGCUUUAAGUAAAUCACCAAGUUCCAAGGAUUCCAGUCUCCUGUUUCUCAUGGUUUCUCUGCCCCUCACCCCCACCUGGUUCUGUUCUCCUGCUACCUGUACCUGCUCCGAAUGUACCUAGUGUGUCUUUGACAGUCUCUCACAUUUCAUUGUCAAUUUCCUAUUUCAGCGACUGUCUUUCCCGUAGACUGGAAGCCCCACGGGGCAGGCCAUCAUUUCCCAUGGGGUC
This is a messenger RNA of Condylura cristata (star-nosed mole), 2825 nucleotides long. It is a transcript of the gene MEP1A, whose product is annotated as meprin A, alpha (PABA peptide hydrolase). NCBI's taxonomy places the organism in Eukaryota, Metazoa, Chordata, Mammalia, Eulipotyphla, Talpidae. The record is from RefSeq and is a predicted model, not a curated record. Gene Ontology annotation, molecular function: protein binding; zinc ion binding; metalloendopeptidase activity. Gene Ontology annotation, cellular component: membrane. Gene Ontology annotation, biological process: proteolysis.